Molecule: messenger RNA, 783 nt
Organism: Rotaria sp. Silwood2
Lineage: Eukaryota; Metazoa; Rotifera; Eurotatoria; Philodinida; Philodinidae
Source: the annotation of a GenBank genome assembly
AUGAUGAGUGAAAACAUGGAAAUUGAUGUUUCACGUCGAAACACUCGUUUGAUUAUUCCUGAUUCUAAUGAGCCAGAUAUCUUCACUCCUAUUGUUGGUUAUGCUCAAGAACCAAUUGUUUCACUGAUUGAUGCAUGCAUUCCAUUGAUUCCUAUUAUCCAUAAUAUAUUAACAUAUGGUUCAGCUGCUCUAAAUCAUACUCCAAACUUUCCAUCUAAUAAUCUAACUCGUGAUGAAUCAGCUUCAAUUUGCCUUUAUUCAAUGGAAUGGAAUGGUACAGAAAGAAGUCUUUACUCUAUUCUUAAUGAAACACUGAACAAAACUAAUCGUGAAGGUUUACGACCAUGGUUCAAAUACCUUAAACUUUUUCUUUCUGCAGUGGCAAAAAUACGGUGUGAACCUGGGCGUAUUGUUUGGCGUGGUAUAAAAAAAAAUGUUAGUCAUAAUUUUCCUCGAGGAACUCGUGUGACAUGGUGGGCUUUUUCAUCCUGUACGGUAACACUUGCUGUUCUAGAAAAUAAUCUCUAUUUGGGUGAUGAAGGUCCGAGAACUCUCUUUUCUAUUGAGACUCUCAAUGCUAGAAAUAUACGAGACCAUUCAUAUUAUGCUAAUGAAGAUGAAAUUCUUUUACUACCAGGUACAUACAUGGAAGUUCGAUCAAAAUUGAAUCCAGCAUCUGAUCUACAUAUUAUUCAUUUGAAACAAAUUGUACCAGAUCAAUUGUUACUCGAACCUCCUUUUGAAGGUAAAUUGAACACUUUAAAUAUAAUAAAAAUAGAAUGA